CUCUCGAUGAAAAUGCAGUCCAAUAAUUUAGCUUAGUCCGCACUUUGACAGCAGCCUCGUUAGAUGGAAACCAAUAUCACCCUGUGGCAGUUCUUACUGGAAAUACUACGCAAUGAAGACUACGGGGACAUCAUCCGGUGGACCAACAGUGAGGGGGAGUUCAAGCUGGUGAAUGCAGAAGAGGUGGCUCGGAUGUGGGGCCUUCGGAAGAACAAGAGCAACAUGAACUACGACAAACUGAGCCGUGCACUCCGAUACUACUAUGAUAAGAAUAUCAUCAGGAAAGUCCUGGGCCAGAAGUUUGUCUAUAGGUUUGUGUCCAUACCAGCAUUUGUGAAACUAAAAUCGUCUGAGACCAGUUUGUGUGAUCUGGUAGCGGGCAGUAAAGACUUCCUCUACCACAUCAAAUCCAAAGCAAAUGUGCGAGAAUCAUUCGCAAGCUCCCAUGCGUAUGACUCUCAUAUCUAUUGGCAGCCUGCUCGCUCGGCAGCUGAGUAUUACGACUUUUCCCUGUGCAAGGAAUCCCAUAGGAGUCAGUCCAAGUCUGAAGGCACUUCAAGCUCUGUCAAGCCGGCUAAGACUGCAUGGAACUCACAAGAGCAAGAUAACAUUGGACACUUUCCAGCUGCUUCACCUUUUGUGUACUUUCCCCUGCAUCUGCCAGUCUGUUAUUUCUCUAACUGUUAGACAACUUUAAACCUGCUUUGUCUCACUCGCUGUGCUCCAAACCAAGGAAAUGUAAUUUAAUCUAGUCUGGUAUUAUCUUGAGUCCUAGAAUUAUAAGCUAUUGUAUUUAUUCUUGUAUCAGGAUAAGUGACAUACAUAUAAAAUGUACAGUAUAAAUAUGUGUGUGGCCGAUACAAAUGUUAAAGUUAUUGAUAUAUAGAUGUAUUAUUCAAUAAAUAAUAUGGAACCAAAA
Homalodisca vitripennis (glassy-winged sharpshooter) is the source of this 919-nucleotide messenger RNA. Its product is annotated as ETS domain-containing protein Elk-4-like. Gene Ontology annotation, molecular function: sequence-specific DNA binding; DNA-binding transcription factor activity, RNA polymerase II-specific. NCBI's taxonomy places the organism in Eukaryota, Metazoa, Arthropoda, Insecta, Hemiptera, Cicadellidae. The coding region runs from base 64 to 687 and encodes 207 amino acids. The transcript has 4 exons. Gene Ontology annotation, cellular component: nucleus. Gene Ontology annotation, biological process: cell differentiation; regulation of transcription by RNA polymerase II. The record is from RefSeq and is a predicted model, not a curated record.